AUGCCCCACGACCACCACGACAAUUGUUGCAGUCAUGGUGACCAUGAUCAUAAUCUCAAUGACGAUGACGUCGGUCCCAACGACAAUCUCUUCCCUUACAUUGAUCGCCCAAAUGUAGUCGCUUUGAACGCGACAACGCAAGGAUCGUAUCUCAUAAAGCCAUGGCAUGAACGAAGGAAUGAAGAUGUGUUUGUGGAAUCUGAUACAGACGAACAAUUGAUCAUACGUGUUCCCUUCAAUGGGUCCGUCAAACUCAGGAUGCUGCUGCUCAAAACAGGCCCUGGCGAUCAAACAGCAGAAAAAGUGCUCCUGUAUGCGAAUGCGCCAAGCUUGGAUUUCGGCGAUGUCCAGGACAGUACCCCAACCCAGGAGUUCGAGGUCGCGGUUUCACCUGACGUUUGUGAGUACCCGGUCAAGGCGGCGAAAUUCAGUAGCUUGUCGUCCGUGUCCAUUUUUAUCCCUUCCAAUCGAGGGGCAGACACAACCAAAUUAUUUUAUAUUGGUUUCCUCGGGCAUUGGAGCCAACGUAAAGAAAACCCUGUGAUCACUGUCUACGAGGCACAGGCGAACCUGGCAGAUCACGAAAAGAUUCAAGGAACCGAGGGCAACUUUAGUACUACCCAAUCAUAG
Molecule: messenger RNA, 630 nt
Organism: Pisolithus orientalis
Lineage: Eukaryota; Fungi; Basidiomycota; Agaricomycetes; Boletales; Pisolithaceae
Product: galactose-binding domain-like protein
Exons: 6
Coding region: 1-630 (209 amino acids)
Cellular component (GO): nucleus
Source: RefSeq, a predicted model, not a curated record